AUGCACCGCUUCUUUUUGACCACGAACAACCUGAGCUGCAUACCCGUGUACUGCCGCCCCGGAGUGGUGGUGCACGGUGAUGGCGUGUUCCUGCCGCGCACGUCGUUUGUGGGCGUGGUGUGGGCUCAGGACAUCCACCGCGAGUGGUUUGAGGCCUACACGUCCUGGUCCUACGAGCCCCUGGAGUUUGCCAACACAGCGGCCGUCAAGGGCUUCACCGACGUGUUCAUAUUCUUCAGGCCCGUAUCACGGCCAGACCCCCAGCGGCCGCGAGUCAUCUGA
Monoraphidium neglectum is the source of this 282-nucleotide messenger RNA. RefSeq lists its product as hypothetical. The coding region runs from base 1 to 282 and encodes 93 amino acids. The transcript has 5 exons. The record is from RefSeq and is a predicted model, not a curated record. NCBI's taxonomy places the organism in Eukaryota, Viridiplantae, Chlorophyta, Chlorophyceae, Sphaeropleales, Selenastraceae.